CUGUGGUCUCGUCCGCCCCCGCUGCCAUGUUGGAUUGUGCGGCCGCCACCGCCGCCGCCGCCGCCGCCGAAGGAGGGUUGGAGGAGGAGUUGGGAGUUUAGCGCAGUCGCCGGAGUACGAAGACAACGACCAUCCGGCCAGAGACUAACCGGGCGGGAGCAGGGAGCUUCCCUUUCUCUGCGCGGCCCGUCGUUGGCUCCUCCUUCCCGUGGCCUCCUCCUCCCCGCGCCCGAGGAGCUGCGAGAUGCUGCGCCUCUGAUUCCCCUCCUCCCACCCCUGUCACCGAGAGGGGAAAGAGCGCUCGCCUACUCGCCGGAGACGGCCCUGGACUCGCAACUCCGCCGGCGAAACCAUGAGCUCCGGCCAGCAGCAGCCGCCGCCACCGCGGAGGGUCACCAAUGUGGGGUCCUUGCUGCUCACCCCGCAGGAGAAUGAGUCUCUCUUCACCUUCCUCGGCAAGAAAUGUGUGACUAUGUCUUCAGCAGUGGUACAGUUAUAUGCAGCAGAUCGUAACUGUAUGUGGUCAAAGAAGUGCAGCGGUGUCGCUUGUCUUGUUAAGGACAAUCCACAGAGAUCUUAUUUUUUAAGAAUAUUUGAUAUUAAGGAUGGGAAACUAUUGUGGGAACAAGAGCUAUACAAUAACUUUGUAUAUAAUAGUCCUAGAGGAUAUUUUCAUACCUUUGCUGGAGAUACUUGUCAAGUUGCUCUUAAUUUUGCCAAUGAAGAAGAAGCAAAAAAAUUCCGAAAAGCAGUUACAGACUUAUUGGGCCGGCGACAAAGGAAAUCUGAAAAGAGACGAGACCCCCCAAAUGGUCCUAAUCUACCCAUGGCAACAGUUGACAUAAAAAAUCCAGAAAUCACAACCAAUAGAUUUUAUGGUCCACAAGUCAACAAUAUCUCCCAUACCAAAGAAAAGAAAAAAGGAAAAGCUAAAAAGAAGAGAUUAACCAAGGCAGAUAUUGGAACACCAAGCAAUUUCCAGCACAUUGGACAUGUUGGUUGGGAUCCGAAUACUGGCUUUGAUCUGAAUAAUUUGGAUCCAGAAUUGAAGAAUCUUUUUGAUAUGUGUGGAAUCUCAGAGGCACAACUUAAAGACCGAGAAACAUCAAAAGUUAUAUAUGACUUCAUUGAAAAAACAGGAGGUGUAGAAGCUGUUAAAAAUGAACUAAGAAGGCAAGCACCACCUCCUCCACCACCAUCUAGGGGAGGGCCGCCUCCCCCUCCGCCCCCUCCGCAUAGCUCAGGCCCUCCCCCCCCUCCUGCCAGGGGGAGAGGCGCGCCUCCUCCACCACCGUCUAGAGCUCCCACAGCUGCACCUCCACCACCGCCUCCAUCCAGGCCAGGUGUAGGAGUUCCUCCACCGCCGCCAAAUAGGAUGUACCCUCCUCCACCUCCAGCCCUGCCCUCUUCAGCACCGGCAGGGCCUCCGCCACCACCUCCGCCUCUGUCGUUGGCGGGGUCAGCAGCACCGCCCCCGCCCCCACCCCCACCCCCUCCACCGGGGCCACCACCUCCCCCUGGCCUCCCUUCUGAUGGUGACCAUCAAGUUCCAACUCCUGCAGGAAACAAAGCAGCUCUUUUAGAUCAAAUUAGAGAGGGUGCUCAGCUAAAAAAAGUGGAACAAAACAGUCGACCGGUAUCCUGCUCUGGAAGGGAUGCACUUUUAGACCAGAUACGACAGGGUAUUCAGCUGAAAUCUGUAUCCGAUGGCCAAGAGUCUACACCACCAACACCUGCACCCACUUCAGGAAUUGUGGGUGCAUUAAUGGAAGUGAUGCAGAAAAGGAGCAAAGCCAUUCAUUCUUCAGAUGAAGAUGAGGAUGAAGAUGACGAAGAAGAUUUUGAGGAUGAUGAUGAAUGGGAAGACUGAUCUAUAUAUUAUAUAUAUAUAUAUUUUUAAGGUGAAAUACUAAACACUACUUUCUGUCUAUGGAUUCUGUAAAAUUAUCAUGUAAAUGUUCUACCAAUUUGCUGUAUAUUUUUGUUGCCUUUUUUGCUUUUUUUUUAUUAAUCUGUGCAAUACCUCAUUUAAUCUGUAAAGGUUUGUCAAAAUCCUCUACAAAGCUACUCCCUGUUAUUGUGUGCAAGUUUACACCAGGAUGCUCACUUAAUUUGUGAAUAUUUUUCAUUCCAUCAACAAGGGAGUUUAAAUAUUAUUUGUGAGACUGACAAAAACCUUAAUGUAAUUUAGUUAUAAUGCCAGAAGGAAAAACACUAUUUUCAUACCCUACUUUUUCUGUACCUAAAUUUUCUUAUUAAAAUCUAGUGUAGCACUACAUUCUUUUUUAAGUGAUACAGACCUUAGUUUAUUUAGCCCCUUCAUUUUGAACACCAUGCUACAUGAAUGUUGAAGCUGACACAUUGCACAGUUCUCUAGACAUCACUACACUGAUGCAUUUUCUCAAGUUGUAGCGGUAUGCUCUGCAUAAUGUCACUACAGAGACGCUAGUUGGGAAAAUCAGUAACACACCUCUUAGAACAAUAUUGCCUGUUCUUGUACAGAAGUGGUAUUUGGAGGCUGGAAUCAUAAGGAGACCUUGCAUACCUGUACUUGUCUGAGAUUAUUUUUAUGCUAUAGCAAAUGUGUCAGGCUCUUUUUAGCAAAAAUUGAAAAAUAUUUUUGGUAUUACUCUUAAACAGUUUAAGUUUUUGCAGUUUGGGGGAUUCUAGGGCUAAUAUUCUACUUGAACUGAAGGAGGCUGUACAUUAUGGUUACUUCAGUAUCUGGUUAAAUACACUAUAAAAAUUAGAACAUUAUAAAAAUGAUGUGGAAUUAUUUUUAUUGUGUAGUCUGUGUGGAUUGAGGUAUUCAGAAAUACCAGCCAUACAAAUCGAAUCUAGCUGGCAAAGGUCAACGCUGUAAUGGUGAACCUAUUAACGCUAUUUAAAAUUUUUUUUAUAAUUUGUCAAGGUUUUUGUCAAAUGUCAGGUGAAGGGUUACAUUUUUCUUAAAAGAUUGGUGGUCCCAGUGUCAUAUUUCUUGAAACACAUAACUGAAUGAUAGAUUCUUUUUUUUAAAUAAAACUUUACAACCUGCACAUUUGUUAUGUAUACUAAAUGAUGUGUUAAAAUUAGGGUUUCCUUGCCUCUCUACAAUACACUAAUCUGCCUAAAGGUGGUUGUUUUCAUAUUUAUAGUGCUAAUUAUCAUACCUACCUACUUUAAAUUUUAGGUAGGAAAACGAUCUGAUUUAAAUACAGACACGUAUUUUUCUCACAUUGAGUCAUACGCAGAAUGUAGUUCCAAAUGUAUUUCAGUACUAUAAUCACAGUAUCCAACUAAAAAUUAAGCUCUCUAGAAUUGUACCGACCAAAAUCUAGUAUUUGGCAUGAUCUUGACAGGCUGGACCUGCAAGAUAUGGCUUGAAUUUUAACCAGUUAUCAUAUAAUCUCUAAUGAUCAUCUAGUUAUCAUAAAUAAUUUAAAAGGUUUUGUUGCUGAAAGCAGUAAGUGGUGCAGUAAGAUAGUUAAGUUAUUCAAAGAAUGUUACCUUUCUUGCAAGAGUAAUUUAAAUACAUGGGAAAGAUUCUAGACUUUUUGUUUCUUGCAAAAACAGUGCCCUCUGCUGCUAGAAACCUUUUUCUGCUUACUCUCAUUUUUAUCGUGGCUUGAGCUCAGUGACAGAGUCUGGUGUGGAUGAGGCUGGACAACUACUAACCAAUAGAGUUAGGAAUUUGUGCAAAUGGUAAAUAGAACAUUAUAAUUAUUUUAAGUAAUAUUAAGCAUCCUCCUUUUUUUUCAUUUGACAUUAUAAAAAACAUUUUGAAUAUCCUAGAAAUGUCUUUAAGGUAAUGCCAGUUUAAGAUCUCUGUUAUCUUUUGGCCAAGGAAUUCAGGGUUUUCCAGCUAACUUCGGUGUGAUAAAUAUUUAUCAGGAGCUGCUCUGAAUAAAAGGAUAUCAAUUCUUUGAGUUGGAAACAAUUUUAAACAUGUAAGAUGGGUAUAAAAUUUGCCAAAGGUAAUUGAGUUUAUUCUUCUUGAGGAAAAAAAGGCUUUCUGUUAUUGUUGUUGCACAAAGUCUAAAUUACUAUUGGUUGAAACACAGCAGCUGUGGAGUUCAGUCCAGGCAUAAAGACUAGAUCCACUGUAGAUGUAAAGGUUGCAUGUUUCGGUCCUCCACCACCUUGCACUGUGGGCAGCACUAUACCUGUGCGUUGUCUGAAAGCCUCCCAUAUAUUCUGCAGCUAAAUGAUUGUCUGAUAGCCUUCGCAUUUAACAAACUUAGCAUGAGGCUUUUUAUAUGCUACGUGAUAGACAAUUUCAGCUAGCCACAUAUUGUAUGUGUGAGAUUCAUAAAGACUUUUCAAUCAUUCAUUUCCAUUUAUCAACUGAAAUUUUGUUUAGUAUGUGAAUUUUUUUGAAAUGUAUAGUGAUAGGAUGUUGCACUGGUGGCAAUUCAUCAUGGAGCAUAAUAAAAUUAAUUUGACCCAAA
Zalophus californianus (California sea lion) is the source of this 4430-nucleotide messenger RNA. It is a transcript of the gene WASL, whose product is annotated as WASP like actin nucleation promoting factor. The transcript has 11 exons. Gene Ontology annotation, cellular component: endoplasmic reticulum membrane; nucleus; cytoplasm. Bases 353 to 1870 code for a protein of 505 amino acids. Gene Ontology annotation, biological process: actin filament organization. The record is from RefSeq and is a predicted model, not a curated record. Gene Ontology annotation, molecular function: actin binding; microtubule binding. NCBI's taxonomy places the organism in Eukaryota, Metazoa, Chordata, Mammalia, Carnivora, Otariidae.